AUGACCAAGUUUCAAGGCUCUGCUCUAGCUGCCAGCGUUUGUAAGAAGAUAACGGGUCGCCUGACGAGCGCCAUCGCCAAACAGGAAGACGUGUCUGUCCAGCUGGAGGCGCUCGACAUCAUGGCUGACAUGCUCUGCAGACAAGGAGGUCUGCUGGUGAACUUCCAUCCCUCCAUCCUCAGCUGUCUCCUCCCUCAGCUCACCUCCCCCAGACUGGCUGUCAGAAAGAGGACCAUCAUGGCUCUGGGUCACUUGGUUAUGUCCUGCGGGAAUCUGGUCUUCAUCGAUUUGAUCGAGCACCUUCUGACCGAGCUGGGGAGGAACGACAACAUGUCGACCACCAGAACCUACAUACAGUGCACGGCCGCCAUCAGCAGACAGGCCGGACACAGGAUCGGAGAGUAUCUGGAGAAGAUCAUUCCUCUGGUGGUGAAGUUUUGUAACGUCGACGACGAUGAGCUCAGAGAGUACUGCAUCCAGGCCUUCGAGUCCUUCGUCAGGAGGUGUCCUAAAGAAGUUUACCCCCACGUCCCCACGGUCAUCUCAAUCUGCCUGCGCUACUUGACCUACGACCCCAACUACAACUUUGACGAUGAAGACGAGGACGACAACGCCAUGGACGCUGAGCAGAACGAUGAAGACUACCAAGGCAGUGACGAUGAGUACAGUGACGAUGACGACAUGAGCUGGAAGGUCCGCCGGGCGGCCGCCAAGUGUUUGGACGCCGUUGUCUCAACUCGUCACGAGAUGCUGCCAGAGUUUUAUCGCUCCGUCUCUCCUGCGCUCGUCUGUCGCUUCAAGGAGAGGGAGGAGAACGUGAAGGCCGAUGUUUUCCACGCCUACCUGUCGCUGCUCAAACAGACCAGACCGGCUCAGAGCUGGUUGGCCGAUCCAGACGCCAUGGAGCAGGGAGAAACGCCACUCACCAUGCUGCAGAGCCAGGUUCCCAUGAUAGUCAAAGCUCUUCACAAGCAGCUGAAGGAGAAAAGUGUCAAAACCCGUCAGUGUUGUUUCAACAUGUUGACUGAGCUGGUGAACGUCCUCCCAGGAGCCCUGACUCAGCACAUCCCAGUACUAAUACCAGGUAUCAUCUUCUCUCUCAACGAUAAGUCGAGCAGCUCCAACCUCAAAAUCGACGCCCUGGCCUGUCUCCACGUCAUCAUGGUCACGCACCCCGCUCACGCCUUCCACGCCCACGUCCCCGCCCUCGUCCCGCCCGUGGUGGCCUGCGUCGGAGACCCCUUUUACAAGAUCACCUCGGAGGCUCUGCUCGUCACGCAGCAGCUCGUCAAGGUGAUCCGACCUCUGGACAACCAAUCAGAGGGCUCGGACAGCUUCGACCCCUCCCCCUACAUCAGCGACCUGUUCACCUGUACAAUCAAACGCCUGAAGGCCGCCGACAUCGACCAGGAGGUCAAAGAGCGCGCCAUCUCCUGUAUGGGGCAGAUCAUCUGUAACCUAGGUGACCGGCUGCCUACUGAACUUCCUGGAACGCUGCUGAUCUUCUUAGAGCGCCUCAAGAACGAGAUCACCAGACUGACGACAGUGAAAGCUCUGACGCUGAUCGCCGGCUCUCCGCUGAAAAUCGAUCUGAGGCCGGUUCUCCCCGACGCCGUUCCCAUCCUCGCCUCCUUCCUCCGCAAGAACCAGCGAGCUCUGAAGCUCUGCACGCUGGCCGCUCUGGACAUCCUGCUCAGAAACUACAGCUCCGCGGUGACUCCCGUCAUGGUGGACGCGGUCCUCGCCGAGCUGCCUCCUCUCAUCUCAGAGAGCGACAUGCACGUGUCUCAGAUGGCGCUCAGCUUCCUGUCCACGCUGGCCGUCACUCACCCGUCCUCGCUGGGUCAGCUGAGCAGCGGGAACAUCCUCCAGCAGCUCAUCGCGCUGGUUCGAUCCCCGCUGCUGCAGGGCGGGGCGCUCGCCGCCAUGCUGGACUUCUACCAGGCUUUAGUGGCUACAGAGACUCCUGGUCUCGGUUACAUGGACCUGCUGAGGAUGCUGACCGGUCCAGUUUACUCCCAGAGUGCCGCUCUGCCUCACAAACAGGCCUACUGCUCCAUCGCUAAAUGCGUCGCCGCUCUGACCCGAGCCUGCCCCACCGAGGGACCCGCCGUGGUCGGACAGUUCAUCCAGGACGUGAAGAACAGCCGCUCCACAGACUCCAUCAGACUGCUCGCUCUGCUCUCAUUGGGCGAGGUGGGACACCAUGUGGACCUCAGCAGCCAACCAGAGCUCAAGACCGUCAUCCUGGACGCGUUCUCCUCCUCCAGUGAAGAGGUGAAGUCGGCAGCCUCCUAUGCGUUGGGCAGUAUUGCGGUGGGGAAUCUUCCGGAGUAUCUGCCCUUCGUCCUGCAGGAGAUCUCCUCCUCCAAGAGACAGUACCUGCUGCUGCACUCACUCAAAGAGAUCAUCAGUUCGGCGUCGGUGUCCGGUCUGAAGCCGUACGUGGAGUCGGUUUGGUCUCUGCUGCUCAAACACUGCGAGUGUCAGGAGGAAGGAACCAGGAACGUGGUGGCCGAGUGUUUGGGCAAACUGACGCUGAUCGACCCCGAAACCCUGCUGCCCCGCCUCAAAGAGGCUACUGCUGUCAGGUAAUGAAUACUCUG
Molecule: messenger RNA, 2606 nt
Organism: Morone saxatilis (striped sea-bass)
Lineage: Eukaryota; Metazoa; Chordata; Actinopteri; Moronidae
Gene: cand1
Product: cullin-associated and neddylation-dissociated 1
Exons: 18
Coding region: 1-2595 (864 amino acids)
Biological process (GO): protein ubiquitination; SCF complex assembly
Cellular component (GO): nucleus
Source: RefSeq, a predicted model, not a curated record